AUGUUACAUCCGGAUACGGUUAAUUCAUUGAUCAAAUCCAAUAUUUUACACGUUGAGAGUUCAUUGUAUGCCAGUAUAAUGAAACGAAAAAAUGGGACAAUUAAUGCUCGUGAUAAGCCACCGUCAGAGAAAAACGUACUAGCUAUGGCUGCAUUUAACUCAAAAACUGUUGACGAAGGUUUACAGAAAGUACAAGAAACGUUGACUUAUGAACUGCUUAUUCAUGGUUCAGCGAUAAAAAAUAAUUUGAAAAUGAUAAUCAAUAAAUCGAAAGAAAUGCAAGGUUACAAAUCUAAAUACUCUAAACAUAUGUUUAGUUUACCGUUACGUCAUCAGCCAAAAUUCAAUGACUGGUUUUAUAAUGAUUUUGUGAGACGUCAUGAUCCAGUUGACCCAAUUGAUCGAACACGUUGCUUAUUCGUAAUCGGACCAACAUUGUGUGGUAAAACGUCGUUUGCACGGGCUAUCGAACCAAUGCAUAUGUUCUUCAGAUGCGAGUUUUCAAUCGAGCUUUGGAAUGACAAUGCAAAAUUGAUAAUAGUCGAUGACAUUAAAUGGGUUGAUAUAGAGAAAUAUGCAAAGUCUUUACUAACAAGUUACGGUACAAUCACAUUGACCGAUAAAUAUAAACCCAAAAGAACUGUUGAGAAUAAUAAACCAGCAAUUUAUCUGAUGAAUGGUGACGACGCUGGUAACAUUGAUAAAAAUCCA
Didymodactylos carnosus is the source of this 711-nucleotide messenger RNA. Lineage: Eukaryota; Metazoa; Rotifera; Eurotatoria; Philodinida; Philodinidae. The record is from the annotation of a GenBank genome assembly.